Molecule: messenger RNA, 3290 nt
Organism: Plutella xylostella (diamondback moth)
Lineage: Eukaryota; Metazoa; Arthropoda; Insecta; Lepidoptera; Plutellidae
Gene: Nep4
Product: M13 family metallopeptidase neprilysin 4
Biological process (GO): protein processing
Cellular component (GO): plasma membrane
Molecular function (GO): metalloendopeptidase activity
Source: RefSeq, a predicted model, not a curated record
AUCACAGCACAUUCCGCAGCCCGCAGAGGUGCGAUGUUCGGGCUUCAAACUAUUGUCAUCAAUGUCACCGAGCCAGUCGCGCUGCAAUGACACGCGAAAACACGCAAACAAACCAACUUGUCUGCAUAAAACAACACAAAAACUCCAACAUCUGCUGGUUUAUCGUCUACUUAGCCCUAGUGUCGACCUGCCUGAUCGCAUACUUCACCCUCCCGCAGCAAAGCAUCGACCGUUUCACACAUAUCUUCACAGUAACGAGCAUACCAGUGAGUUAUAAAUAUAACUGCCCCGAGGGUAUCAGUCCAGAGGAUCGUGAUGUGUUUGAGGGUUUCCAAACUUCGUUUCUGCCGUCCGAAGAGGUGAUGAUGACGAGGGCGGAACCAGAACCCAAACACAGGAGACGACGGAAACGUAUGAGUGAUUAUUCGCUUGAGGAUGUGCCGUGUGAUCGAAAACAUCGUAACAUAGACGUAAAUAAUAAUGGAGAAGCUGAAAGUGUAGAAGACGAUGACGUUGAUUGUAAACCUAGCACCGAAGAUGAAACUAGUGAAAGUUAUGAAGAUGAAUAUGACGAUGAGGACGACGAUGACAGUCCAGCACCGCAAGAGCUACAUGUAGAUCGAGGACCCUUAGAUGAUGUGGUGGAUCAAAUUCGCGGUCAACCCGAACUGGAAGAGGGAGAGACUGGAUCAUCCGCGCAAGUUUUUAAACCAUCCAGGUCAUAUACAGUCCUACACUCUUUCUGGAAAGGCCAGGGUGACCGUGAGACGAUUCGCUCUACUCAGGCCAACAUCAUGAGCAAGUAUAUGGACGCUGGAGCCAACCCGUGUGAGGACUUUUAUCAGUACGCAUGUGGCAACUGGGCGUCUUUGAACCCCAUCCCUGCUGAUAAAGCUGGAUACGAUACAUUUGAAAUGUUGCGUGAGAACCUGGAUGCAGUUUUAAAAGAUCUUUUGGACUUUCCCAAAAAUGAAACUGUUCCAUCUGAGUACCCAGGGAAAAGCCUGAACCUGGAUGACGAAUACUUACAACAUCAUCUUCCUGUCACUAAACAAAAAAAAUUAGUUGAACAAUUUCUGAGUAAGAAAAGAAAAGAUUCUGUCCAAGAAUUACUGAAGACUACUUUCAAUCCUCAACUAUCCGCAUUUUCGCUCAAAGCGAAUAAAACUAAAACGAUUGACCGUAUGCGAAGAUUUUUACGAAGACCUACCAGAAAUAAGAUUGGGGCUGGAAAGCAAUAUAAAAUUACUUUAAAUCAUAUCCCACAAGAAAUAAAUAAACUGAAAAAAUAUAAUAAACGAGACUCAAAUCAUUUUAGAAGCAAAAAAUAUUUCCAUAACAAGAAAUCGCCAAUGAGUCCUAAACUUAUCAAAAUUGGUAGGCGCUUACUAGGAUUAUCAAAAGAAAUUGAAACCCAACCGAACCGUUUAUACAACCAAAUUCAUUUUCAAACGAUGCCUCAAAAAAAGUUAUCGGACUCUUCAGGCGGAGACGCGGCACUAAAAGCAAAGUACCUGUUUAAAUCUUGCAUGAACUAUGACAUACUGAAGGAAAGAGGGCACCAGCCGCUAUUAGACCUCCUCAAUCUGCUCGGAGGAUGGCCUAUAUUAGACCCUAACUGGAACAGCACUGACUUCGACUGGCUAGAGCUCAUGGCCAAGCUCAGAUUGUUCAACAAUGACAUUCUCAUCUCUGAAUGGGUUGGCCCAGAUAUCAAGAAUUCCAACGAGUUUGUCAUACAAUUUGAUCAGACUAGUUUAGGGUUACCAACUAGGGACUAUUUUCUUCAAGAUAUUAACAAGCCCUACUUGGAUGCCUAUCAGACAUACCUAGAAACUGUGGCAAUCCUAUUGGGCGGUGAAGAGACACAUGUGAAGAGUAGCGCGGAUAGUCUCAUUUUAUUCGAAAUGAGGCUAGCUCUAAUAACGUCAGCUCCGGAGGAUCGUCGCAAUGUCUCGGAGCUGUAUCGGCGGAUGUCCCUCUCUGAGCUGACGACGCUGGUGCCGGAGGUGGACUGGUCCAGGUACCUCUGCAUCGUCAUGAAUAGGACUGUCCAUCCUGAGGAACCUGUGGUGCUCUUUGCCUUGCCGUAUGUCCGCAAUUUAGUUAGUCUGAUCAAAGAAACGAAUCCAGAAGUGUUAUCAAAUUAUUUGCUCUGGCGAUUCGUGAGACAUCGAGUCAACAACUUGGAUGAUCGUUUUCAAUCUGCAAAACAGGCAUUUUACUUCAUAUUAUUCGGUCGCGAACAAGCACCGCCAAGAUGGAAGAACUGCAUCUCCCAAGUGAACUCCAACAUGGGCAUGGCUCUUGGGUCCAUGUUUGUCCGCAAGUACUUCGAUGAGAUGAGCAAAAACGACACACUCACCAUGACCAGGGAAAUCCAGGAAUCUUUCCGGGAACUUUUAGACAUGACCGAUUGGAUUGACAAUGACACAAAGAAGCUCGCAGCUGAAAAAGUAGACGCCAUGAUGCUGAGGAUUGGAUAUCCAGAUUUUAUUUUGAACAAGAAAGAGCUUGACGACAGAUACAAAGAAGUUAUAAUCCACCCGGAUAAGUAUUUCGAGAAUAUUCUAAAUAUUCUUCAGCACUUGACCAAAAUGGAGCAAACUCGCAUAGGUCAGCCGGUGAACAAGACGCUCUGGAACACGGCACCAGCUGUGGUGAACGCGUACUACAGCCGCAACAAGAACCAGAUCAUGUUCCCGGCCGGGAUCCUGCAGCCGCCCUUCUACCACCGCCACUUCCCGCGCUCGCUCAACUACGGAGGCAUCGGGGUUGUCAUUGGCCACGAAAUAACCCACGGCUUCGACGACAAAGGCCGUCUAUUUGACCACGAGGGCAACCUGCACCGCUGGUGGUCGGACGCGGCCGUGGCGCAGUUCCGCCGCCGCGCGCAGGGCCUCGCGCGCCAGUACGCGCGCUACGUCGUGCCCGAGGUGCACAUGCAGCUCGACGGGGUUAAUACUCAGGGAGAGAACAUAGCCGACAACGGCGGCGUGAAGCAAGCGUUCCGCGCGUACCUGCGCUGGCUGGAGCGGCACGGGGCAGAGGGAGAGACCCUGCCCGGGGUCAACCACACGCACACGCAGCUGUUCUUCCUUAACUUUGCGCAGGUGUGGUGCGGCGCGAUGCGUCCCGAAGCGAUGAGGAACAAGCUGAAGACAGCGGUGCACUCGCCCGGUCGCUUCCGCGUCAUUGGAACCUUGUCCAACUCAUACGACUUCGCGAGAGAGUUCAACUGUCCUGUUGGCUCCCCAAUGAACCCGGAAGAGAAGAAUAGCGUCUGGUAG